Molecule: messenger RNA, 798 nt
Organism: Perkinsus marinus ATCC 50983
Lineage: Eukaryota; Perkinsozoa; Perkinsida; Perkinsidae
Product: 1-acylglycerol-3-phosphate acyltransferase, putative
Exons: 9
Coding region: 1-798 (265 amino acids)
Cellular component (GO): endomembrane system
Molecular function (GO): 1-acylglycerol-3-phosphate O-acyltransferase activity
Source: RefSeq, a predicted model, not a curated record
AUGGGAGGAGUCGUCUCUACCCUAGAUGGGACCACGGGUAUGUUCGCUCUCAUGGCCAACGCUGUCGUCAUGAAUCUACUCCAGUUGGCAGCUUAUGGUGUCAUAACUCCUUUCAGUAGAGAUGCGUUCAGAAGGCUCAACUGGUACAUCUGUUACUUGUCAUGGGCGCCACUGGUAGCCUGGGGAGAGCGUACAACACGUUUGGUCUUGCACGGUAACGCUCAGGACUGGGCUCAGUUGUCACGGGAUAGGGCGUUGGUGUUGUCUAAUCAUAUUGCUGGGAUGGAUUGGCUUAUGAUGUGGGCUGUUACGGAGAGGACGGGAGGCUUACCGGCCUGCAAGCUCUGCUCAAGGUAUACGUCCCCGUACUUGCUGACGAUUUUCGCUGAGGGCACUCGCAAAACUGCAGCCAAGUUGAAGAGGUCGCAGGAAUUCGCCAAGUCGAAGGGCUGGAAGGUCCUUCAGAAUGUACUGCUACCCAAGACUAAGGGUUUCACUGCGAGUGUCAACGCCUUGGGAGACCAGCUGGACAGCGUGUUCGACGUCACGUUGGUCUCCCCUCCGGGACUCGAACCGACUCUAGGUAGCGUACUUCGUGGCAGAUUGGGAGAGCUCCACAUUUUGCUCAACCGCAUACCAUUUGCUAGUAUCCCACGACGUGAUGAAGCUGGAUUGGACGCAUGGCUCAGACAGAGGUGGGCUACCAAGGACGAAAGGAUUAGCGGCUUCUUGUCGAGUGACGCAGUUCAAGAGGAGGAUGCUACCAAGAGGUGCGCUUAUAUUGAACGAUACAUCUAA